GAAGUCUUUUUCAGUCCACUUUCAGUCCUCGACGCGUAAACAUUGCAUUUAACAUUCGUGCUUUGAGUUUACACGCGAUUUCUUUGUUGUAUUUUAAGCAUCUGCAUUCUGUAAUAUUGCUUUCAAAAAGUGUUAAGUACAUAGAUGCGGCCCGUUUAUUCUGCCUUUUGUGCGAUUUUAACUUGUUAUUGAGAGAGAACCAAAGUUCACGCCCCCUCUCUUGUGACGUCGUAUGCAAAUGCAGUGCGCGGCGGCAGGUUAAUUGAAUUCGAUUUGAUUGCACUUGCACUCGACCAGCGGCGGGAAAAGAUUCAUAUAGCGGCCACAGGAUGGAUAGGAAAUUCCUGAUGAUUCUCAUCCUGGGCUUCGGCUUCAUGUUCGUCUUCACGGCAUUCCAGACCAUGUGUAACAUCGAGAAAACCAUACUGGACAGCAUUUCCCAGGAGGAUGAUAGCUUCAAGGGCGAGGGUUACACCAGUCUGGCCAUCAUCUACCUGUUCUUCUCGCUCUCCAACUGGCUGGCACCGUCGUUCAUUUCGUUCACUGGACCCCGAGUGGCCAUGGUCGUGGGAGCACUGACCUAUACGGCCUUCAUGAUCACGUUCAUGUUCCCAUCCACGGUGCUGCUGUACGUGGGCAGCGCAGUGCUGGGACUGGGUGCCUCGAUCACCUGGACGGGCCAGGGAACGUACCUGGCACGCUGCAGCGAGACCACCACCAUAUCCCGCAACUCGGGCGUCUUCUGGGCCCUGCUGCAGUGCAGCAUGUUCAUCGGCAACCUGUUCGUGUACUAUCAGUUCCAGGACAAGACUCGCAUCGACAAGGAGACACGGAACCUGGUCAUCGGCGUGCUCACUGUGAUCGCCGUGUUGGGCAUUGUCUUCCUGGCCGCCCUAAGAUUCAUGGCCGACAAUGCCGAGCACGACAAUGAGCUGGAGCAAAAGCACACGGGCUGCGGACAGGCCAUGUACGCGUUGAAGUCGGCUGGACAAUUGUUUCUCACCAAGAAGAUGCUGCUCCUCAGCUUGGCCUUCUUUUAUACAGGUCUGGAGCUGUCGUUCUUCAGCGGCGUUUUUGGGUCAGCGAUUGGAUUCACCACGAAAAUAGCCGACCCCAAGGAGAUCGUUGGCCUGGUGGGUAUCUGCAUUGGAGCCGGCGAGGUCUUCGGAGGUGGACUCUUUGGGAUACUGGGCAACAAGACGACGCGAUAUGGACGCGACCCCAUCGUGAUUGUCGGCUAUUUGAUGCACAUGGCGGCCUUCUUCAUGAUCUUCAUCAACCUGCCGAAUAGCGCACCGUUCAAAGAUACCACCGAUAUAUCCUACCUGGAUCCGCCCAGAGCCAGCAUCGCCCUGGUUUGCGCCUUCCUUUUGGGCCUGGGCGAUGCCUGCUUCAACACCCAGAUCUACUCGAUGCUGGGCGGGGAGUAUGUGAACAAUGCCGUUGGAGCUUUUGCCCUGUUCAAGUUCACCCAGUCGGUGGCGGCGGCCAUCAGCUUCUUCUACUCCUCGCACUUCGGGCUGUACGUACAGCUGGGCAUCCUGGUGGUCAUGGGAACCAUCGGCACCAUCGCCUUCGUCUUCGUCGAGUGGGGCUUCAAGAGGCAUCACCGCGAGCAGGAGGCCCUGGAGAAGUAAUCGUCCCGCCUGGGAUUUAGAGUAUUAGCUGCAGGUUCUCGUUAGGGCCAUACGGCUUAGGCCAUUUGUCCGCGUUUGUUGAAUUCCUCGGAGUGCGUUGAAUCCGUGCGACUGCGUCGUCUUCCUAGACAAUAACUGAUAAGUGUUUUUGCGCGCUACUGUUGGUUGCUAUAUGUACGUAUUUUAAUGUUGGCAUUCCAAAACGUAAAUGUAAUCUAGUUGUCUAUGUUUUUAUAUGUGUGUAUUGUAUACGUGCGUUUAUUUAUUUUAAGCAGCAUUAAUUGUGCAACUGUAAAUUAAUUAAACCGCAGGUUCGAAGUAUUAUAAGAGAAAUGGGCGGCGUGCAAGAAGGGCACAACCGUGCAAAUAUAUAACGAAUUUUAAGAAAA
This is a messenger RNA of Drosophila gunungcola (fruit fly), 2026 nucleotides long. RefSeq names its product UNC93-like protein MFSD11. The record is from RefSeq and is a predicted model, not a curated record. Lineage: Eukaryota; Metazoa; Arthropoda; Insecta; Diptera; Drosophilidae.